This is a messenger RNA of Gigantopelta aegis, 3107 nucleotides long. RefSeq names its product SID1 transmembrane family member 1-like. The record is from RefSeq and is a predicted model, not a curated record. The transcript has 23 exons. Gene Ontology annotation, cellular component: membrane. NCBI's taxonomy places the organism in Eukaryota, Metazoa, Mollusca, Gastropoda, Neomphalida, Peltospiridae. The coding region runs from base 95 to 2677 and encodes 860 amino acids.
CACCAAGAAAAAAUGACGCCUUACCUUGCAAGACAGCUAGAAAGUUAACAGCGGCUCGUUUGCCCAGUUACGCCUUAAACUGACUACAAAUAGCAUGAUGGCCUCUACAAACAAAACAUGCAUUUUACAGUUGAUCUGUGUUAUUAGUUGUUUUAUGCACAGAACUGAAUCACGGAAUGACAUUGUUCCACUUCCUGAUUCUAAAAAUGGUGUUGCUACAUGUUCGUCUGAUAAUGUGUUCGGUUUGUCGUCUGCUAACAACCGGGGUGUUGUUCUCAAUACAACAGUUGUCGACGCGUCAUUUGCUGUACAUUACAACUGCUCUGUUGAUGUCAAGUCACAGAUUUUAUUUAUUUACACCUACAAUGAAACGGAAAAUGUGACGACAGCUGUACGUGUUUCCGUGACAACCCGAUCACCAGACAAGGACUUUCCGCUGAUGGUGGUCAUUCGACAGCAGGAGGGAUUGCUGUCAUGGAUGGUUCCGCUCUAUAUUGAUUACUCAUAUCCGUACGAUCUAGUGAGUCGUACACUGUGUCCAAUGGAGAAGCAGCAGAGAAAAGUGUUGACCAGUCAGCAAACUAUUUACGUGGAGCUGUCGACCAUGAACAGAAAUAAAACUUGGUUCGACUUUAGAGCCGAAAAAUUGGAAGACUUCCAGUUAGGUCAUGAAGAGAAGAGGAAUGUGAGUGUUACUCCAUCCCAGCCCCAGUAUUUCAUGUACUCAUUCCCGGACGGUGUGUCAUCCGUCCACAUCAAAGUGACGUCGUCAUGCAAGACAUGUAUGGUGGUGUCCAUUCAGGAUAUUCGGUGUCCUGUUUUUGACUUGGAUAGGAAUGUUGGCUACAGUGGUAAACAUCAAACUAUGGCAACACAGGCAGCCAUGUUUCUCGAGCGUAAUGACUAUCCGUCAGGCUCUCUGUAUGUUAUUCUGAUUGUGAAGACUCAGGACUACAGCUGUGCUGGAAUAGAAACCAUCCGACAAGUGUCCGACAAGCGAGAGAAGAACGUAACGAUCUACAUACAGACAGCCCUGUCAAAGUACCAGUAUUACAAAGCAAUCUUCUCUGCUCUGGCUGUCUUUCUGGCAUUCUACCUCGCGGCGGCCAUCAUUGGAUGCGUGUACCAUGGCUGUGGAUGGAAUAAAGAUCUCUCCCAGCUGACGGAGACAGAAAGAGACAAGCUGCUACCCUAUCAUCCACACCACCAGGAAGCCAGUCAGGUUUCGUCCAACCAAACAGAUGCAGAUGAAAAUCGAGCAUUUUCCGAGUUCAGGUCACACUCAGGAUAUGGUGCAAUAGAAGAUUCAAAUUCAGAAGUCACAAUCCCGAAAGAGUUGAGUUCUGUGUCAUCGAGUACAACCAACAGCAGUCACGACACUGCGGUGCUAGCUGCCUCACUCAACACAUCCGAUAUCGACUUCCUGCCUGAUGCCGAUCAGGAGAAACAAGUCAUCAGAACCAAAACGGCCAUGUUUGUGACGGACCUUGCAAGGAAGAGUUCCAAGAGGCUGGGCAAGAUGUACAAGAUUUACCAUUGGAAUCUGCUGACCAUCGCCAUCUUCUAUGGGCUACCGGUUGCCCAGCUUGUUUUCACGUACCAGAAGAUUCUCAAACUGACGGGGAAUGAUGACCUGUGUUACUACAACUUUGACUGCGCUCAUCCUCUCGGCGUGCUGAGUUCGUUCAACAACGUCUUCAGCAACAUCGGCUACAUCCUGCUCGGAAUCCUCUUCAUCUUCCUCGUCCGGAGAAGGGACUUGUUGCAUAAGCAGAUGGUAGCCUCGAAUGAGGAGCUGGAAAAGCUGCUGGGAAUUCCUCAACAUUUUGGACUGUUCUAUGCGAUGGGUCUUGCCCUCGUAAUGGAGGGCAUAAUGAGUGCCUGCUACCAUGUCUGUCCCAAUUACUCUAACUUCCAGUUUGAUACAUCUUUCAUGUACAUCAUCGCAUGUUUGAACAUUCUGAAGAUCUACCAGACGCGCCACCCGGACAUCAACGCCAAGGCCUACCAGACGUAUUUCUUCAUGGCCAUCGUCAUCUUCAUAGCAGUGGUUGGGGUGGUGUAUGCCGCGAGUUUUGUGUGGAUUCUGUAUGGAAUAAUCCACAUGUUUGCAAGUCUGAUCCUCACCGGGCAGGUCUAUUACAUGGGCACAUGGAAAAUAGAUCGCCACAUCUGCAGAAGAAUUUUUCACAUAUUUCUGACAGAUGGUGUUCGGUGUGCAAAACCAGCAUACACAAGCAGAUUCUUGUUACUGUUUAUAGGAAAUGUUAUCAACUGGUCUUUUGCUUUAUAUGGAGCAAUAGAACAACCUGGAGAUUUUGCUACCUACCUCUUGGCCAUCUUUAUUGGCAACUUGUUGCUGUACAGUUUAUUCUAUAUCCUCAUGAAGCUUCUGUCGGGAGAACGGUUGUGCCCUCUUCCACUAACGUGUAUUGUGUUUGCCUCGGUCACGUGGGCGGCGGCUCUGUACUUCUUCUUCGCUCAUCUCACAUCGUGGCAGAAAACUCCGGCGGGUUCCAGAGAAGGAAACAAAGACUGUAUUCUGCUGCAGUUCUUCGAUCACCAUGACAUCUGGCACUUCCUGUCGGCCAUUAGUCUCUUCUUCUCCUUCCUCAUUCUUCUAACCCUGGAUGAUGAUUUGGUGCUAACACGACGGGACCGGAUUCCAGUCUUUUAGACCAAACUGCUAUAUGUAAUGUUUCCGUGCCAGACAUGCAGAAACAGAGACAAUAGUGGCAGUAUUGUGAAUAGUACAUGUGGAAACAGUGACAAUAGUGGCCGUAUUGUGAAUAGUACAUGCGGAAACAGUGACGAUAGUGGCAGUAUUGUGAAUAGUACAUGUGGAAACAGUGACGAUAGUGGCAGUAUUGUGAAUAGUACAUGCGGAAACAAUGACGAUAGUGGCAGUAUUGUAAAUAGUACAUGCGGAAACAGUGACGAUAGUGGCAGUAUUGUGAAUAGUCUUUUAGACCAAACUGCUACUGUAUAUCUUCGCCUAUAAAUCAAAUUUUUUUCACCCAAAAAUUAUUUUAUAACUUGGGGGGUCGACUUACAAGAGGGUAAAAAAAAUUCACCCAAAAAUAUUACCGUUUUGGGGAUUAUUUUAC